This is a messenger RNA of Hyla sarda, 2433 nucleotides long. It is a transcript of the gene NOCT, whose product is annotated as nocturnin. Bases 138 to 1523 code for a protein of 461 amino acids. The transcript is spliced from 3 exons. Gene Ontology annotation, biological process: circadian rhythm. Gene Ontology annotation, molecular function: poly(A)-specific ribonuclease activity. NCBI's taxonomy places the organism in Eukaryota, Metazoa, Chordata, Amphibia, Anura, Hylidae. The record is from RefSeq and is a predicted model, not a curated record.
ACGAAACAGAGAAAAGAGCGCAGGGAGUGGUACAGAUGUGAGAAGCCGGUGUGUGCUGUCAUAGGAAGGACGAGAGAAGCGGAGCCGCCAUACACCGAGCCCUAGUGAGCCACCACCUCGCAGCCGAGCCGCACGGGAUGUAUCAGGGCCCGGCAGGAAGGCUGUGCUCGGCGCUAAGAGACGUGCCCGCACUGUGCGCCUCCUCUCUGCGGCAACAACCGCACCACUCCCCGGUGAGGAGGAGAGCGCUCUCGCCGCCCGUGCUGGGCUCCCUGGCUGGCUUCAGCUGCUGCCAUAGUCUGGCGGGUUGGAUCGGUGACGUACCGGCUAAAGCGGCAUCUAACGCGGGCACAACCACCCCUCCAGUGCCGACAGGCGGAGCGGCCGGGAGUCCUGCCCGGUCAGCCUCACGGUCAGUUUGUUCCAUGGGAAACAGUACCAGCCGCUUGUACAGUGCUCUUGCCAAGACGCUCAGCAGCACAGCUGCCAUUUCCCAACAUCAGGAUUACCUUGAAGAAUCUGAGCAUGAACAGCUGGAUCCGUUGGACCCCAAAGAUCUUCUGGAAGAAUGCCAGGUUGCUCUGCGAGAACGGCCUGCCAGGCUUCAUAGGGAGUUUGUCGGUCGGACUGAUGGUUUCAGCAGCCCACAUGGCUUUCGAGUGAUGCAGUGGAAUAUCUUGGCUCAAGCCCUUGGAGAAGGGAAGGACAACUUUGUUAAAUGUCCCAUGGAGGCACUAAAGUGGGAAGAAAGGAAGUACAUGAUCCUGGAAGAGAUCCUUCUGUAUCGCCCUGAUGUCUUGUGCCUGCAAGAAGUUGAUCACUAUUUUGAUACUUUCCAACCAAUCCUUAGUAGGUUGGGUUAUCAAUGCACUUUUUUGGCAAAACCAUGGUCUCCCUGCCUUGAUGUGGAACAUAAUAAUGGGCCAGAUGGCUGUGCCUUCUUUUUCCUUCAGGACCGCUUUCAGCUUGUCAGCAGUGCCAAUUUUAGGCUUUCAGCUCGGACAUUAAAAACCAACCAAGUGGCCAUUGCUGAGGUCUUGGAGUGUAAGGAAACUGGCAGGUUGUUGUGCUUUGCUGUCACCCACCUGAAGGCCCGCAGUGGAUGGGAGAGGUUCAGACUUGCACAGGGCACAGAUCUUCUGCGGAAUCUUGAGACUGUCACUCAAGGUGCCAAGAUUCCUCUGGUCAUUUGUGGGGACUUUAAUGCAGAGCCCACUGAGGAAGUAUACAAGCGAUUUGCCUCUUCUAGUCUGAAUCUCAACAGUGCCUAUAAGGUGCUCAGUGAGGAUGGAGAAACAGAACCUCCCUACACAACAUGGAAGAUCCGUCCUACUGGUGAAUCCUGCAACACCCUGGAUUAUAUAUGGUAUUCCCAGCAUGCCCUGAAAGUUAACUCUGCCUUGAGUUUGCUGACUGAAGAGCAGAUUGGUCCCAACAGACUUCCUUCUUUCAACUACCCUUCCGAUCAUCUGUCUCUGGUCUGUGACUUCAGCUUUAACACAGAUCCUGAUAGGUUGUUGUAGUUGCUUUCACUCUGGUCACUGAUGUGUAGCUGGUGUCGGGAGGGGUGGAAAUUCUGUAUGUGUACUAGGGACUUUAAAUAAGUAAGCUAUUUAUUUUACUGGACUGAAAUAAAUGUUAAGUAAUCUGUGACCAUUUCCUCACCAGAGCUGGUACACCACCAAGGUUACCAUGACAUGGGACUCUAUAGCUGAUAAUCUAGACGUGUUUUUUUGUAUGUUUACACUCUUUUCUUUCUUUCAUCCUGAUCUGUAGCAUCAACCAAACCAAAUGCCUUUUUGUGAUGAGAUUUGCACACGUAUUUCAUUUAAUUGUAAAUGUCACCUUUUUCAAAGUAUUUAUUUUUCUACUUGAAGCAAGUGUAUAGAGUUUAGCAGCUGAAAUCUAUUUAUUCUUUAGUUUUAGGUGAGGUCCAAUGACUGACAAAUUUGUUUAGUUCUGAAGUGCAAUAUAAAGGGAUUUGCCAGUCCGAAGGCCUAAUGUAAUUUUCAUACAGCAAUCUGUAUGUUUUUGUGGAGCAACAAAAUGAGUCUCCAGCCAUACAUUAUGAGAAUUGUUAGAACAAACCAAUGCAAAGGAUAACUAACCUUAGAAGUGGUUUUGACGAAUGUACUUUUCUCUAAAAUGUUACUUAUAUAGAGUAUUUUAAAGCGUAAUAGUGGCUCUAUAGCCUCCUUGCAUCUAGGUAAAGUGCAGGACAUUUUUCAUCCUAACUCUGACUUGACUUGUUUUAAAAGAAAUAAACUGGACACUUGAAUGUUUCACUUUAAAGUGGCAUCCUGGUUCAUGGCUUGUUUUCAUAGAAAUUAACACUUGCUCUUUAUCACUGUAAUGUAUUUCAACCUGAAUGACAUUUGAUAAAAAUAUAGUAUCAAACCUUGUCACAGUGGAGUCUAUAAAUCUUUAUUGGAA